CGGUUCACGCACGGCCACUCCAGUCUAUGUGAAACACUCGAACCGAACUCUCAAUCGCCACGGCAUCAAUGCUCUCAUUCGUCGGCUUAUCCACUCCUCCCCGGCUUUCUUCCACAUGACGAUCUUCUUUCUCCGUCCAUCUCCUUGCACUAUGCCUGGUCCGGUAGAUGCAACCGUCCACCGUUGGAUCCAGAACUAGCAAGGACAAGAAGUUAAAUCCUGAAUCCUUCCAGGAUAUUCGGUAAGACCGUUGUGUUAUCUCCACAUCUUCAACGCCUCAUUGCCCCUGGCAUUGCCGACCAACCAUGUCCCCUUUCUCUUAUCCCGUCUUCUUCGUACAGCAAGAUCAUGGAGGAAUAGGGGCUCGACGUAGUAUAAUAAGGCUCGCACGUCCAGCCUGUCUGGUGUCUUGCAACGAUAUCCACAAUCGUGAAUGACUCUCUUUGAUCUCUUUCGCAAAAUGGUUUACACCAACGACGCUCCGGCCACUGGCACCGCUGCCCCCGUGGCAAAGCCGGCUGAGGCCGUCAAUGUGGCUGUCAGUGAAGUCGUUGAGCCUGUUGCCAACGGCACACAUGAAGGGCAAGCCUUCUUUGAUGACCGCGUUGGCGUUUCUCCUAAUGCCCGCGAAGAGAUUCCUGAUCUCCUUGCGCAGGUCGCUUCGCAUGGUAUCUCCUUCAUUGGCAACAAGGAGAACGAAAAGACCCGCGCCACUUUGUUGGACGCUGCUCGAUCCCUUGUGUAUGCGUUGGAGACGCCUCGUGAGGCUAUUAUCCGAUACUGCUGGUCUCAGGCAACCACAUUUGCUGCUCUCGAGACCGGUGUUGAUGUUGGACUCUUCACUGCUCUAUCCAAGGAUGACAGGCCAAAGACUGCGACGGAGCUGGCUGAGGCCACUGGUUCUGACCCAGUCAUGCUGGCACGUAUCUGCAAACACCUCAGCACCAUGAGCAUUAUCAAGGAGACAGGUCCUGACACUUAUCGUCGCACCGGUGUGUCGACUUCGUUGACCCAGCAGCGCUACAGCGAUGCUUAUCCUUGCAUCGAUGGCUGUAUCAAUGCAGGUGUCCUUGCCCUCCCCGCCGACCUCAAGAACAACGGCUAUCGCAACCCCAGCGAUGGCACCAACUGCGCAUUCCAACGCGGCUUCAACACCAAGAACCACUUCUUCGACUUCCUCAAGGAACACCCUGACCACGCCGCCCAGUUCAACAACCACAUGUCGGUCUACCACCAGGGCCGACCCAGCUGGAUGGACAACGGCUUCUACCCCGUCCCGAAGCUCGUCCAGGGCGCUGAAAUCCGCGAGACGGACGCCCUGCUCGUCGAUAUGGGCGGCAGUGUUGGCCAUGAUCUGUCUGAGUUCCAGCGCAAGUGGCCCAGUCUGCCUGGUCGCUUGGUGCUGCAGGACCUGCCUGAAGUCGUCGAACAGGCCAAGGGAUCUCAAUUGCACUCGUCCAUCGAGUUGAUGCCUCAUAACUUUUUCACCGAGCAGCCAGUCAAGGGCGCACGCGCAUACUACAUGCACUCCAUUCUCCACGACUGGACCGACGACAACUGCCGCAAGAUCCUCUCCAACAUUGUCCCUGCCAUGAAACGCGGACACAGCAAGGUUCUGAUCAACGAGAACGUGAUUCCCGACACCAACGCGUACUGGGAAACCACCAGUCUCGACCUGAUCAUGAUGUCGUGUUUCGCGUCGACGGAGCGGACCGAGCGACACUGGCACGCGCUGGUGGAGUCGGCUGGGCUGAAAAUCACCAAGAUCUGGACUGCGCAGCGAGGCGUGGAGAGUCUGAUUGAGUGUGAAUUGGCCUGAUGGGAUAAUGUCAUGUUGGAACCUGCUGGAACGGGACUUGUAUAUAUAGUUGGUAUUAUGAUAAUUUUUUCACUUUUUUCGACUCUUCGUGUUGGAAUGGCAUCGAAUUGAUGCUGGAUUAGGUUAAAUAGGAGAAAUCCGAUAAAGCGGCGAUUGAUCUGAC
Aspergillus wentii DTO 134E9 is the source of this 1982-nucleotide messenger RNA. RefSeq lists its product as uncharacterized. The coding region runs from base 434 to 1819 and encodes 461 amino acids. The record is from RefSeq and is a predicted model, not a curated record. Gene Ontology annotation, molecular function: O-methyltransferase activity. The transcript has 5 exons. NCBI's taxonomy places the organism in Eukaryota, Fungi, Ascomycota, Eurotiomycetes, Eurotiales, Aspergillaceae.